AUGACGUUCCGCAGAGUCCGGACUCCGUUGCUGGACGAGCUUGAUCCGGAUCAUGGACCUGGUUUUUCCCUCAGUCGGUCUUCUCGUGCUCCUCCUCCCUCUGCUCUAACCCGACAGCUCCCCCCGCUGAGCUCCACCAUGCUGCUGCCGGGAAUCGACUCCUCCGGCUGGCCUGAACUCCGGGAGUCCAACCGGUCUGAGACAGCCGGCGGCGGCGGCGCGGCGGAGGGCGACGGACCGGGGGCGGAGGCGGUGAUCGUGCCGGUGGUGUUCGGGCUGAUCUUCGUUGUUGGGGUGGUGGGGAACUCUCUGGUGAUGGUGGUGAUUGGAAAGGUGAGAUACAGCAGCGGAGGGGGAGUUGGUGGGGGCGCAGGGGCAAGGCGCACUGGCAGCCCGACCAACAUCUUCAUCCUGAACCUGAGCGUGGCGGACCUCAGCUUUCUCCUCUUCUGCGUCCCCUUCCACGCCACCAUCUACUCUCUGCCGGAGUGGGUGUUCGGAGCUUUCCUCUGUAAGUUCGGGCACUACUUCUCCACCGUCAGCAUGCUGGUGAGCAUCUUCACGCUGGUGGCCAUGUCCGUGGACCGCUACAUCGCCGUGGUCCUGUCCAGGAAGUCUCCGAGCGCCCGGAGCCGCAGGAACGCGCUGGCCGGGGUUUGCGUCAUCUGGACGCUGUCUCUGCUGUGCUCGGUGCCGGUGGCCCUGCACCAGGUCCUCACCAACCACCCCACCGCCCCCAACAGCACCUUCUGCUGGGAGAAGUGGUCUGGAGUCUCCAAACAGUGCUACAAGGUGACCAUCCUGCUGAUUGGAUACCUGCUGCCGCUGCUGCUCAUCAGCUGCUGCUACACCAAGGUUUUGAUUCAUCUUCAUAAAAAGAUGAAGAACAUAUCCAAGAAGUCUGAGCGCUCCAAAAGAAAGACGGCUCAGACGGUUCUCCUGGUCGUCACUGCCUUCACCAUCUGCUGGUUGCCCCACCACAUCAUCGCCAUGUGGGUGGAGUUCGGCACCUUUCCCCUGAAUGACGCCUCCUUUGCCUUUCGCAUUGUCUCCCACUGCCUGUCUUAUGGAAACUCCUGCGUCAACCCCGUCCUCUACGCCUUCCUGUCUGAGAACUUCCGCAAGGCCUGCCGCCAGGUCUUCACCUGCCGCUUCCUGUACCCGCCGCCACCCAACAGCAAGGUGGUUCGGUUCCGCAUGGAGACCUUCUCCACCACGCACUCCACCACCAACAUUUGA
This is a messenger RNA of Chelmon rostratus (copperband butterflyfish), 1239 nucleotides long. RefSeq names its product galanin receptor 1b (gene galr1b). Bases 1 to 1239 code for a protein of 412 amino acids. Gene Ontology annotation, cellular component: membrane. The transcript is spliced from 4 exons. Gene Ontology annotation, biological process: neuropeptide signaling pathway. The record is from RefSeq and is a predicted model, not a curated record. Gene Ontology annotation, molecular function: G protein-coupled peptide receptor activity. Lineage: Eukaryota; Metazoa; Chordata; Actinopteri; Chaetodontiformes; Chaetodontidae.